Kogia breviceps (pygmy sperm whale) is the source of this 2506-nucleotide messenger RNA. NCBI's taxonomy places the organism in Eukaryota, Metazoa, Chordata, Mammalia, Artiodactyla, Physeteridae. The record is from RefSeq and is a predicted model, not a curated record.
AGGGAAUGAAAAUUAUGAGUUCAACGUGGAAAGAGGAAAAAAUGUGUGAACAGGGAAUCUACCCCCGCUACUGGCCUGCGUCUCAUAGUGCAUCAGGAGAGAUGAAGAGGCAGCCGCUGGCCGAGUUGCGAGCAGAGCGCCUCCGGCAGGCCCUCCCUGGUCGGAAGCGGCGAGUGAGCCAAGCGGCGGGCACGGGCCGGCUCCCAGGAUGGCCAAGAUGGAGGCCCAGGGCCGCCUGUGGCUGGAGAGCCCCCCUGGGGGAGCGCCUCCCAUAUUCCUGCCCUUGGGUGGGCAAGCCCUGGUGCUGGGCCGGGGACCCUUGACGCAGGUUACCGACCGGAAGUGCUCCAGAAACCAAGUGGAGCUGGUCGCCGACCCUGAGACUCGGACGGUGGCAGUGAAACAGCUGGGAGUUAACCCCUCAACUGCCGGGACUCAGGAGCUGAGAACAGGGUUGGAGGGUUCUCUGGGGGUGGGGGACACGCUGUAUUUGGUCAAUGGCCUCCACCCGCUGACCCUGCGCUGGGAAGAGGCUCGCACGCCAGAAUCCCAGACAGACACUCCACCAGGCACCCCUCCUGUGGCCCCGAAGGAGGAGGAGGAGGAUGAACAGCAGAAAAAGCGGAUAAGGAAGUCAUCCCCUGGCUGGGAGAGCUUCCAGAAGCUGCUAGUGUUCACGGCACCUGGUGUGAAGCCCCGGGGCAAGGUGGCCGGUUUUGAUCUGGAUGGGACCCUCAUCACCACACGUUCUGGGAAGGUCUUUCCCACUGGCCCCAGUGACUGGAGGAUCUUGUACCGAGAGAUUCCGCAGAAGCUCUGGGAACUGGCCGCCGAGGGUUACAAGCUGGUGAUCUUCACCAACCAGAUGGGCAUUGGGCGCGGGAAGCUGCCAGCGGAGGAGUUCAAGUCCAAGGUGGAGGCUGUGGUGGAGAAGCUGGCGGUCCCCUUUCAGGUCCUGGUGGCCACGCACGCAGGCUUGUACCGGAAGCCGGUGGUCGGCAUGUGGGACCACCUGCAGGAGCAGGCCAACGAGGGCGUGCCCAUCUCCAUCGGGGACAGCGUCUUUGUGGGAGAUGCAGCUGGACGCCCAGCCAACUGGGCCCCUGGGCGCAAGAAGAAAGACUUCUCUUGCGCUGACCGCCUGUUUGCCCUCAACCUGGGCCUGCCCUUCGCCACGCCGGAGGAGUUCUUUCUGAAAUGGCCCAUGGCCCGCUUCGAGCUCCCAGCCUUUGACCCGAGGACCGUCUCCUGCUCUGGGCCUCUCUGCCUCCCUGAGUCCAGCUCCCUCUUAAGCUCAGACCCCGAGGUGGUUGUCGCCGUGGGAUUUCCUGGGGCUGGGAAGUCCACCUUCCUCCGGGCGCAUCUCGUGUCGGCCGGAUACGUCCAUGUGAACAGGGACACAUUGGGCUCGUGGCAGCGCUGCGUGACCAUGUGCGAGGCGGCUCUGAAGCAAAGGAAACGGGUCGUGAUUGACAACACGAACCCGGACGUCCAGAGCCGGGCCAGGUACCAGAAUCCCAGGGGCGGCCUCUGUAGGGUGGGCCCUGGGCCCUUUGCCAGCCCCCCACUUCCCCGGCCCCCACAGGUACAUCAAGUGUGCCCGAGACGCAGGCGUCCCCUGCCGCUGCUUCCUCUUCAGCGCCACCCUGGAGCAGGCGCGCCACAACAACCGGUUCCGGGACAUGACGGACUCCUCUCACGUCCCCGUGACCGACGUCGUCAUUUACGGCUACAGGAAGCAGCUCGAGGCCCCCACGCUGGCCGAAGGCUUCGCCGCCGUCCUGGAGAUCCCGUUCCGGCUCCACGUGGCGCCGCAGCUCGAGCGGCUGUACCGCCAGUUCUCAGAGGGCUGAGCCGACGCCCACCCCCCACCUGCUCUCCACCCCACAAUAAAUGCUGUUUUUCUUCAUGUUUGACCAGCAUUUUGCUCCCAGCCGGGCUAGGAGCACAGACCCACCGGCCAGGUCUCCCAGGAAGGCACUGCUGGGAACUCUGCCUCAAGCUAAACGCUCAGCCCCCCUUGGGGCCAACUACCUCUUGCGGACGCGGGGUUCGGCUUCUCCAGGCUGCAGCUGCUGGUGCUCCGGACGGGCACCAGGGCAUCCAGGCUGGCAGGGCCCGAGUGGAGUUCGCUGCACGCAGCUGCCCGCUGCAGAGCAAGCCCAGAGUUUUAGCAAGGCGUGACCCGAGGCCAAGAGUUGGAGCUCAGAUUCCGUGAGAAGUGAGGUGCUCUGCACGCUGGACUUGAACCCCGGGGCUAUGGCCUGGCCUGGCCCUGCAGCAGCGAGGGGCGCUGAGAGCCCGGCCGGGCCUGCGGCACGCCACCAAUACCACAGGACUGGAACCGGCCUGGCACUGCCUUAUGUUUGCUUCCAGCUAAGUGAGGCUUGUGGAACCCUCAGGGCAAGGAGGGCAGCCUGGCAACGCCAGGAGUCGGGGGGGCUGGACCCCAGGAGCAGCUGGCCAGCUGUGGAAAGACCCUGGAAGACACAGCCCAGCAAGCACC